UGUUGUGUUGUGUCAGAGGAUCCGUCUUCGCUGUCAUAUAUCUCAGGUUUUUAAUUAGCCGGGUAUUUAGCCCUCUAGCCUAGGCCCUAAUUGGUGCUAAUUUUUGCAUAGGCUUAAUUUUUAUUUUAAUUACGAGCGGACGGCAAGUAAUGGGCGUUUUCUUAAUUUAUUAAUGAUAAUUUCCAGCCAUGGUUUUAUGAAGGCAAGCUAUUUAACAGACAACCAUGAGAUAUGAGCUACUAUGAUUCUGAUGUGCAGACGCCUUUGUUUGGCGAGCCUCAAACUAGAGACAGAGCAGUUAACUUAGGUAUUGGAAUUGUCACUGGAGUUUCAGUUUUUAUUACGUUGGUGAGUGCAAUUGUUUUUCCAUGGCCACCUCGUGGGAUCAACCUGUUCUUUGCAACAGUGAUUGUUUGCAUUUGUGUGGGAAACAUGAUUCUGAUAUACUGGUACCGGAAAGGAGAUGUUGACCCUAAGUUUCGUUCCUUAAUCUACUUCAAUGCUUUCACGUUGGUUCUAUUGUGUAUAAGCGCCAACUUAUAUUUCCAUGAAAUAAAAUUCUAACUCCAGGCUUUAUUGUACAUUAUUAUUUAUAUAUAUUUUAUUUGAAAUUGUAAAAAUAUGAUGAGCGACUCUGAAAAUUUAAAUUUUUAAUGGAAAAUAUGUUUAUGUUAUUAAAUUAAAUGUUACAAUUACUGCAUCAGUUUGUAUUAUAAAAUAUAAUUCUAACGCCAGGCUUUAUUGUACACUAUUAUAUAUUUAUAUUUUAUCUGAAAUUUUCAAAAAUAUGAUGAGCGACUAUGAAAAUUUAAAUUUAUAAUGGAAAAUAUGUUUAUGUUAUUAAAUUAAAUGUUACAAUUACUGCAUCAGUUUGUAUUAUGAAAUAAUAUUAAUUUAUGUAAAUUUUAUAAUUGUAUUAGGUGUAAAUCUCAAUUAGAGAAUUUAACAAAUCCUGUUGCUGGACAGAAAAAUUAACCUAACUGUACUACCAUAUCAUGGCCUAUGAUAAGACACUUUUUGAAGUUACCUGAUUGUUUAGUAAAUAUUUGUGAUAAUGAUUUUUUGUAAAAUUUUCUAAUAGGGAUGUACACUUAGUUGUAUAUGAACUUACUUUUCUUUGUGAAGACAAAUUAAUUAAGUAUAUUAUGUGCAAAUGAUAUUUUCGUGGAUCUCAUGUAAUUUAUUGAAGUUUCCAUUUUAUUCGAAGAAUAAAAAUAGUAAGAGUAUGUGCAAAAAA
Molecule: messenger RNA, 1237 nt
Organism: Anneissia japonica
Lineage: Eukaryota; Metazoa; Echinodermata; Crinoidea; Comatulida; Comatulidae
Product: transmembrane protein 243-like
Exons: 5
Coding region: 232-564 (110 amino acids)
Source: RefSeq, a predicted model, not a curated record